AUGAAAAAGUCCCGUCAAUUGAGAAAAGCGCUCACUGAGGAAGAAUUAAAAGAAUUUAAAGAAAUAUUUGAUUUGGUGGAUACGGAUGGAGGAGGAUCUAUUCAGAAAGAAGAAUUGCGACAACUAAUGGAGACUCUUGGGCUGAACCCAACGGAUGAGCAAUUGGAUGAAAUGAUGUUGGAAGUGGAUGCAGAUGGCUCAGGUGAUAUCGAUUUCAGCGAAUUUGUUACAGUUAUGUCACGAACGGUUGACGCUACCUAUACAAAGGAAGAAUUGGUGAGAGCUUUUAAACUAUUUGAAAAUGAAGAACAUGGAAGUGGUUUUGUAAAAGCAGAUACUCUUGAAAAAGCCUUAGUAACAUAUGGAGAAAACAUUUCUCUCGAUAAAGCAGCGGAACUACUGUCGAUUGUGGACCCUGACAACACAGGUAAAAUUAACUAUAUGGAAUAUAUAAAUAUGAUGAUGAAUAACGAGUAA
Messenger RNA from Naegleria lovaniensis, 477 nucleotides. RefSeq lists its product as uncharacterized. Gene Ontology annotation, molecular function: calcium ion binding. Gene Ontology annotation, cellular component: cytoplasm. The transcript is spliced from 3 exons. The record is from RefSeq and is a predicted model, not a curated record. NCBI's taxonomy places the organism in Eukaryota, Heterolobosea, Eutetramitea, Acrasida, Naegleriidae. Bases 1 to 477 code for a protein of 158 amino acids.